Manis javanica (Malayan pangolin) is the source of this 948-nucleotide messenger RNA. Its product is annotated as olfactory receptor 6M1-like. Lineage: Eukaryota; Metazoa; Chordata; Mammalia; Pholidota; Manidae. Gene Ontology annotation, biological process: G protein-coupled receptor signaling pathway. The record is from RefSeq and is a predicted model, not a curated record. Gene Ontology annotation, cellular component: membrane. Gene Ontology annotation, molecular function: olfactory receptor activity; G protein-coupled receptor activity.
AUGGACACGCACAACGGCACCGCAGUGACUGAAUUUACCCUGACCGCCUUCCCUGCUCUCCACAGGCUUCAGGUCUCCCUCUUCGUGGUCCUCCUGCUCACGUACACGCUCACGCUAACAGGAAAUACGGUCAUCAUUUCCCUCAUAUGGGCUGAUAACCGCCUCCAAACCCCCAUGUACUUCUUCCUCAGUAACUUGUCAUGUUUGGACAUUUUAUACCCGACCUCAGUCAGCCCAAAGUUGCUAGCCUCUCUCCUAGAAGGCAGGAAUGACAUAUCUUUGGCUGGCUGCAUGACCCAAAUGUACUUUGUAUUUUUCUUGGCAACUGUGGAGUUUAUCCUCUUGGCAGUGAUGUCCUAUGACCGCUACGUGGCCAUCCAUAAACCCCUGCACUACACUGUCAUCAUGAACAGCAGGGUCUGUGUCCUGCUGGUUCUGGGAUGCUGGGUGGGGGCCUUCCUGUCAAUGCUCUGCCCAACAAUUGUGGUGGCGAGACUGCCUUUUUGUUAUAAGGAAAUUAAGCACUUCUUCUGUGACCUGGCCCCUCUGCUCCACGUGGCCUGCAUCGACACUCAUUUCAUAGAGAUGUUAAGCUUCAUAUCAUCCACCUUAGUCCUCCUGACCUCACUGCUGCUCACCACUGUGUCCUACACCUACAUCAUCUCUACCAUCCUGCGCAUCCCGUCAGCCCAGGGACGUCGGAAGGCCUUCUCCACCUGUGCUUCUCACAUCACUGUUCUCUCCAUCGCCUACGGGAGCAGCAUCUUUAUGUACGUGAGGCCCAGCCAGAACCAGUCACUGGAUUUUGACAAAGUGACAUCUGUCCUCACCAUGGUGGUGAAUCCUCUUCUGAACCCCUUCAUCUAUAGUCUGAGGAAUGAAAAGGUGAAGGAAGUUUGGAGAGAAGCUGUCAACAAAAUUAUGUCCUUAUUGCACAGGAAAACUUAA